CUCCCUCGGCCCCGCCCAUUCCCUCUCGCGGAGCUCCUCCUGCUUCCCCUCUCCUUCCGCCAGCGCCGCGGCUGCGCGGUCCCUGCCAUCUUCUAUACUCCGGGACUGCGUUCCCAGCCGUGCGUCCAGUGGGAGUUUCCUCCAGCUCCACCAUGUUGAGCCCACGGCAAGGCCUUCUCAGGCCGGUGGGAUGCGGGGUGGAGGAGCUGCGGCGCCGCCGGCGGGAGCGGGAGGCAGCACUGCGGCGGGCGCGGAGGGAGCAGCAGCUGGUCAGCAAGAGGCUGCUGAGAGACGACACCCCAGAGGAAGCCGAAGGGGGAUGUGUGGCCUCGGUCCUCGGGGAAGCCGAGAUCCAGCAGUUCCUGAGGUUAGCCCAGCGGGGGACAGAGGAAAAGGAGAGAGAAGGAGCUCUGGUCAGCCUUCGCCGAGGCUUGCAGCACCCAGAGACACAGCAGACCUUCAUCAGGCUGGAGGGCAGCAUGCGGACCCUGGUCGGGCUCCUGACCAGCAACCAGGCCCUGCUGCAGCUUGAGGCGGCUCGGUGCCUUCACGAGCUCUCUCAUUCCGAGCAGUCUGAGGUGGCUGAGGCCUGCCUGCCAGCCACGUCCUACCUUCUCACCUACCUCGCCGGUCACAGCGCAGACCUUAUAGAGCUCUGUCUGUAUACACUGGGUAACCUGAUUGUGGAGAGUGAAGCUGGGAGAAGGCAGCUCCUGCCACAGGGCAUUGUUCCAGCCUUGGCUUCCUGCAUCCAGUCCCCCCAUCUGGCUGUGCUGGAAGCCCUUGGAUAUGCCUUGUCCCAGCUGCUGCAGGCUAAGGAAGCGCCAAAGAAGAUCAUCCCUUCCGUCCUGGCCUCCCCUAUUCCGGAGCGUAUGCUGCGACUAUUGCAACCUGGACCAAAGCUGAACUCUGGGGCCGCUGUGGAGUUUGCCUGGUGCCUUCACUACAUCAUCUGCAGCCAGGUCAAUAAUGCCCUGCUCAUCACCCAUGGGGCUGUCUCCACUCUGGGGCUGCUACUGUUGUACUUGGCUGGGACUGUCCAGAGUUCUGAAGAUGCAGGACUGGAGUUGCUGGUGUGCCCUGUGCUUCGGUGUCUAAGCAACUUGCUAUCAGAGGAAGCGGUGGAAGCUGGGGGAGGGCAGGUGCAGCUCAGAGAUGAGCGUGUCGUGGUAUCCGUAUUUAUCCUUCUGCAGUUCCUCCUCCAGAAACACCCCAGCCUGCUUCCUGAGGGCCUUUGGCUUCUUAAUAACCUCACUGCGAACAGCCCUAGCAUCUGUACCUCCUUGCUCUCCCUGGAUCUGAUCAAGCCUCUCUUGCAGUUGUUGCCAGUAUCCAAUGUGGUGAGCGUAUUGGUGCUCACAGUUCUGUGCAACGUUGCAGAGAAGGGUCCUGCUUAUUGCCAGCAUCUGUGGCCAGGGCCCCUGCUCCCCUCCUUGCUGGACACAUUGACCUUCUCUGACACUGAAGUAGUAGGCCAGAGUUUGGAGUUGCUGCAACUGCUGUUCCUCUACCGGCCAGAGGUUGGUUUCUCGUCCUGUUCUCAAUCCUUGUUCUGAAGCUUCUAGCCUCACUAUGGCCCCUUUCCGUCCAGUUCUAACUAUAGCCACUUCUCUGGACCUGGCUAGCCUGUGUCCAGGUCAGAGCCUACAGCCUCUUGCUGGGAAUGUACCCUUUCCCAAGAGGCGGGCUAACCCAUAAGGCUCUGGGAAUUGAGUGUCAGGGCACAGAGACCCAGGUGUCGAAUCCUUUUCUUCCCUGCCUUUAGGCUGCCCAGGCCUUCCUGCAGCAAUCAGGGCUGCAGGCCCUUAAAAGGCACGAGGAGGAAGCACAGCUCCAGGACCGAGUGCAUGCUCUCCAGCAGACAGCUCUUCAUAGAUGACCUGGCUUCUCAGUGUCACUUUACUCCACCCCCCCACCCCUCAGCUUCUGUGCCCCAUGGAGCCCCUUAUGGGGGCGGGAGGGUUAGUGACCAUAAUGAGGCCUCAUGUUCUCUGAUUCCACAUCUAAGCCUAAACCAAGGCCUUUAGACUCCAGCCCUCCCUUUCACUCAGCACUGUCCAGCCAGGAUCAGAGGGAAGUGGGUGUGGGCUACUUACUCUGGGGCCCUGGAAUCUCUCUUUUUUCUUUGGUUUUGUUUUGCUUUAGCAGCUGGUAGCUUUUGAUGGGGCAGAAUAAAAUUUUAUUUUUAUAUUAAA
This is a messenger RNA of Myotis lucifugus (little brown bat), 2195 nucleotides long. RefSeq names its product transmembrane and coiled-coil domains 6 (gene TMCO6). Gene Ontology annotation, biological process: protein import into nucleus. Gene Ontology annotation, molecular function: nuclear import signal receptor activity; protein binding. The transcript has 12 exons. Lineage: Eukaryota; Metazoa; Chordata; Mammalia; Chiroptera; Vespertilionidae. The coding region runs from base 153 to 1556 and encodes 467 amino acids. The record is from RefSeq and is a predicted model, not a curated record.